UAGAGCCCAGAGCACUAGAAGCCAAGCUCCUGAGCUAGAGAGCUCAGUCUGGUCUUGAGUUUUGCCAAAGGAAGAGCUCCUGGGAGGUACCCUGUGAGAGAGAGGAACCCAAGCAAUAUAAGAAACCAGAGAUGCUCCAGGCAGCCAGCAGAUAGAGGGUAGGAGUUUGCCAGGACCUGGAGAAACCCAGAAGGGAUUCAGGAUUUUGGCUGAGUUUUAUUGGGACUUGACCAUGCUGCUUCUAAUGGUGGGGAACCUGAUCAUCAUCCCUGUGGGCAUCACCUUCUUCAAGGAUGAGAACACCACCCCAUGGAUUGUCUUCAAUGUGGUCUCGGACACCUUCUUCCUCAUCGACCUGGUCCUCAACUUCCGGACCGGCAUCGUGGUAGAGGACAAUACAGAGAUCAUUCUGGACCCACAGAGGAUUAAGAUGAAGUACCUGAAGAGCUGGUUUGUGGUGGAUUUUAUCUCCUCCAUCCCAGUGGACUACAUCUUCCUGAUAGUGGAGACCCGGAUUGACUCGGAGGUUUACAAGACGGCUCGGGCGCUGCGCAUUGUGCGCUUCACCAAAAUCCUCAGCCUCCUGCGCCUGCUGCGCCUCUCCAGGCUCAUCCGCUACAUCCACCAGUGGGAGGAGAUCUUCCACAUGACCUAUGACCUGGCGAGCGCGGUGGUGCGGAUCGUCAACCUCAUCGGCAUGAUGCUGCUGCUCUGUCACUGGGACGGCUGCCUCCAGUUCCUGGUGCCCAUGCUGCAGGACUUCCCCGAUGACUGCUGGGUGUCCCUCAACCGCAUGGUGAAUGACUCCUGGGGGAAGCAGUACUCAUAUGCACUGUUCAAGGCGAUGAGUCACAUGCUCUGCAUUGGGUACGGGCAGCAGGCUCCUGUUGGUAUGUCAGACGUGUGGCUUACUAUGCUGAGCAUGAUCGUUGGUGCCACCUGCUAUGCCAUGUUCAUCGGCCAUGCCACAGCCCUCAUCCAGUCUCUGGACUCCUCACGGCGGCAGUACCAGGAGAAGUACAAGCAAGUGGAGCAGUACAUGUCCUUCCACAAGCUCCCGGCAGACAUGCGCCAGCGGAUCCACGACUACUACGAACACCGCUACCAGGGCAAGAUGUUUGAUGAGGAAAGCAUCCUCGGCGAGCUGAGUGAGCCCCUCCGGGAGGAAAUCAUAAAUUUCAAUUGCCGGAAGCUGGUGGCCUCCAUGCCUCUGUUUGCCAACGCGGAUCCCAACUUUGUGACGUCCAUGCUGACCAAGCUGCGGUUCGAGGUCUUUCAGCCAGGGGACUACAUCAUCCGGGAGGGUACCAUCGGCAAGAAGAUGUACUUUAUUCAGCACGGGGUGGUGAGUGUGCUCACCAAAGGCAACAAGGAGACCAAGCUGGCAGACGGCUCCUACUUUGGAGAAAUCUGCCUGUUGACCCGAGGCCGGCGUACGGCGAGUGUGCGAGCAGACACCUACUGCCGGCUUUACUCACUCUCGGUGGACAACUUCAACGAGGUGCUGGAGGAAUAUCCCAUGAUGAGAAGGGCUUUUGAAACAGUGGCACUGGACAGGCUGGAUCGAAUUGGGAAGAAAAACUCUAUCCUGCUGCACAAAGUCCAGCACGACCUUAACUCCGGUGUCUUCAACUACCAGGAGAACGAGAUCAUCCAGCAGAUCGUGCAACACGACAGGGAGAUGGCACACUGCGCUCACAAUGUGCAGGCAGCCGCCGCUGCCGCCGCCGCUGCAGCCUCCACGCCCACCCCCGUCAUCUGGACUCCGCUGAUCCAGGCACCCCUGCAAGCCGCAGCUGCCACCACCUCCGUAGCAAUAGCUCUCACCCACCACCCGCGCCUCCCGACAGCCAUCUUUCGUCCACCAGUGUCUGUCUUGGGUUCCUUGGGCCAGCAGUCCAGCCAGACUCCGAGACAGCUGAAAAGGCUUCAGUCUUUGAUCCCAUCAGCUGGGCCGUCUGCAGUAGGCUCUCCAUCCAGCACGCCGUCCCAGCUGCACACGCCAGGAGCCGAAACCCCUUCGUCAUCUUCCUUCCACAUCCAGCAGCUGGCGGGAUUCUCGGCCUCUGCCGGCUUGGGCCAGUUCCACCGGUCCUCGAUGGGCUCCCCGCCUGCUGGCUCGGGCCAACAGCAUUCGAGCGGCGCGGCGUCAGCGGGACUGAGCCAGUUUCAGCAGGCGUCUUCGGGAUCUCCCUUGGGGACAGCUCAGCAGACGCAGCAGACGCAGCCCCUUUCUGGCGGCACCGUGCCUGGUGGGUUCGGCCAGUUCCAGCAGGCUGCCGGUAGCUCCCCAACAGCUUCAUUCACCCAGCUCUCAUCCAGUUCACCCACGAAUCUCCUCAACCAGUUCCAGCCCUCUCCCAGGCCACCACAGGUGGGACACUUACAGCAGCUCCCAGGAAGUGGGACUCUGGAAGGAGUGAACCACUUUCAGCCUCCUCCUUCCUCCAACUCUCCAUCUUCUAGCUUAAGCCAGCUGGCACAAACCUCUGAAGGAUCCCCUUCAGCACCGUGCCAAAUACAACCAAGUGCAUUAGGAUCACUAACUGGAACGAUAGCCCAGAUGCAUCAAGAAAGGCCACCUUUUGCCUCCAUGUCACCAUUACAGCAGUCUGGUGUAGCCUCCCCUUGUUACACCCCUUCAGGCCUUAGAUCUCCUACCCAGAGCCCCGUGGCAGCGAGAACUUUUCAGUGCGGCCCUGCUGCGGCCUCCGGCUCUCACGGAUCCCUGCGCAUGCCUCAGACCUCCAGCCCUCCUCCACAUGUCCUUCAGCCCAAGAGCACUCCAUCGUUGCCACCAGGACGCCUAAGCCAGGACAUCAAGUUGAUUUCUGCUUCCCAGCCAUCUUUGCCCCAAGAAUUGGCUCAAACCCUGAGCCAAAGCUCUCCUCACUCCUCCAGAGAAUCUGUUUCUAGCUUCUCACCUUUCCCGGGUGGAGGGGCUGGACUUCUCGGGAAGCCUUGCAGCUCGAUUCCAGGGCGCAUGACUUUGCCACGGCAGAUGUCCUCAGGUUCUUUGCCGCACCCGCUAGUGUUUGGGGCCAGCGCUGCUGUCACUCCCUCCCUGACUGGUGGCGGGAGGAAAGAAUCGCUAGUGCUCACGGGGGAGCGAGAACCUGUUAGAUCUAAACUACCCUCCAAUUUGUGAGGACUUCUCAAAGCUGUUGAUGUCACUUGUGCAAUUCAGCUUCUGAUUAGACUCUCAUGAGUCACUUUUUUUCCUUUCCUUUUUUUGGGGGGGGGGGGUUUUUUGGU
Gavialis gangeticus (Gharial) is the source of this 3255-nucleotide messenger RNA. RefSeq names its product hyperpolarization activated cyclic nucleotide gated potassium channel 4 (gene HCN4). NCBI's taxonomy places the organism in Eukaryota, Metazoa, Chordata, Crocodylia, Gavialidae. The record is from RefSeq and is a predicted model, not a curated record. The transcript is spliced from 8 exons. The coding region runs from base 233 to 3148 and encodes 971 amino acids. Gene Ontology annotation, molecular function: voltage-gated potassium channel activity. Gene Ontology annotation, biological process: transmembrane transport; potassium ion transport. Gene Ontology annotation, cellular component: membrane.